Molecule: messenger RNA, 659 nt
Organism: Hibiscus syriacus
Lineage: Eukaryota; Viridiplantae; Streptophyta; Magnoliopsida; Malvales; Malvaceae
Product: probable calcium-binding protein CML25
Exons: 1
Coding region: 27-599 (190 amino acids)
Molecular function (GO): calcium ion binding
Source: RefSeq, a predicted model, not a curated record
CAAAGAGAUACAAAAAAAAAAAUCCAAUGGGAUUCCGGUCGAUUUUCAAUCGGAAAAAGAAGCAACCAUCCCCUACUUCAUCAGCAUCUCCGGCCGUUCCGCCCAACGGGUCACCCUUCUUUCAAUAUCCAAUGCGAUCCCCAACCCAAAUCCAGCUCCAAGAACUCGAAGAAGUCUUCAAGAAGUUCGACGCCAAUGGCGACGGCAAGAUCUCGUCGUCGGAGCUCGGUUCCAUCAUGGGUUCCCUCGGCCAAAAACUCUCCGACGAAGAACUCCACAAGAUGAUCAAAGAGGUCGACGCCGACGGCGAUGGGUUCAUAGGUUUCGAGGAAUUCGUGGAGCUGAACACCAAGGGGGUGGAUUCCAAUGAGGUUUUGGAGAAUCUGAAAGACGCGUUCUCCGUGUAUGAUCUAGACGGGAACGGUUCGAUUUCGGCGGAGGAACUUCAUAAGGUUCUUCAAAGCCUGGGGGAUGAUUGCUCCAUUGCUGAAUGUAGAAAGAUGAUUAGUGGCGUCGAUAACGAUGGAAAUGGGUUGAUUGAUUUCGAAGAGUUUAAGGUUAUGAUGAUGGCUGGUACAAGGCACGGUAUGGUUCCAUGAAUUCUUAGAUACUUCUUAUUGUCCAAAAACACGAUUGAUCUAAUUUUUUCUUUCCUGGGA